Molecule: messenger RNA, 1707 nt
Organism: Thamnophis sirtalis
Lineage: Eukaryota; Metazoa; Chordata; Lepidosauria; Squamata; Natricidae
Source: RefSeq, a predicted model, not a curated record
GCCCAUGGUGAGUUGGUUGUGCCGUGAGUUGGCUGUGGCAACUUGUCCCAUUCCCUCAUCUUCUGUAACUCUCCGGAAAGCUCUGGAGAGCCCCUGGGAAAGGAGAGCAAACCUAUUAUGCCCCUUUACCUCCCUAAAGGCUCCAUGGCUCCGUCCUGGGAGCAGACACCAUUUUGGCAGCAGGUUGAGGGGUCUGCUCUCCUUCCCCAACCCAGAAUUUUGAGGACUUCUCCUUACCACAUAACUAAUUGCAGAAUUCUGUGGACUCUUUUGUAGUCGAUGUAACUAAAUUGUUAUAGGUUGAAAUGGUUGAUUUUGUUGAAUAUUUCAGCAAAUAUUUUUGAUUCAAAAUUGUGUACAUCAGUACACAAACAUAAGGGUGCCUGAGAAUUGAGAGGUAUCAUUUGAUGCACUCUGAUAAGAUGUGUGGAUUCUUUUCACAGCUUUCUCUGGUGGGUGAAUUGAAAGCUUGGUGCCUGCUAAAAAUUCAGAAUCUAGAAAUGAAGCUCUCUGGAGAUUCUAGAUCUUCGAGGCCAAAAUCCACUCUGUCCACAUCUGUGUCUCUCUCUGAGACUUUGGAUACAGAAAACCUUCACACUACAAAUGAGUGUAAAACCAGCCAAUCGCCACCACAAUCAAAUGGGUCCCAUCAUCAUUCUGGCAUUGUGAGCAUCUCAGAAGGAACAGAACGGAGUAGAAUGCCAGUCACAGAGCAGAGCUUUGGAAAACAGUAUUUUGUGAUUCAGCAAGACAGCACAUCAGGAACAGAGCAACAGUUAGUGGGUGGCGCUGUCCUUCCUCCUCCUGCCGCAUCUCCCCAAGUGGUUAGGCCAAAGGAUAAAGCAAGUUUCAACAGAUUGCAGCAAGAACUGCCAGCUGUGGAACACUCAGUUUCCAGACUGAGGCAUGCGAAAGUACAAACUGUUUUGCAGGCCUCCCCUGAAUGUACCAAGGCAGAAUCACAGAGCGGCUGCUUGAUCGACAAAGGGACUCAAACCAAGAAACCAAGUAAAAGCGGUCAGCUGAAGCACAGGACCCACCAACCCGGGGAAGCUCCAUCUGGGCAGCCCCCACCUUCUGCCUCUGAAGGAAAAGAGGGCAGUCCUCCGCUGGCAGGUACAUCUCAAGCUUUGGAAAUUACCCAGUACUUCUUUGAGGCUGUGUCAAGUCAGAUGGAGAAGUGGUACGAGAGAAAGAUAGAAGAAGCUCGAAGCCAAGCUGAUCAGAAAGCUCAGGAAGAUAAAACGGCCCUUAAAGAACACAUUAAAAGUUUAGAAGAGGAACUGCAGAAGCUAAGGACUAAAGCGCAGAAGGAAAACUAGCCCUUGCAUAGCUCAAAAAAAGGACGCAAACUCAACUGAAAAAAAAAUUAGGGCAGGAGACACUUAAGAACUAUUUCACUCAUAUUGAACUUACGCCUUUAAAGAUGAGGAAGUAUCCAUGAAAUUAUUCAAGGAAACCAGUUUUCCUAAGCCAACACUUUGUUGAGGGACAAAAUGUUGUUUUAGCUCUAAAUAGUGCUAGUUGUGAUACUAAUUCUGGGUAGAAUGUCUUUGUUACCUACCAGUGCCCCUCAGAUGCACUGCUGGGAAGGAGUGAUUGAAUGUCUAUUCUUGUUUUUCAGUCCCUUUGCCAUUUGUGAAUUCUUUAAAGUUUUAUUAUUUUAUAAUAAACUGUUUUAUUACAUAUUAAACAUUUUUUUAAGUU